Molecule: messenger RNA, 1882 nt
Organism: Cuscuta epithymum
Lineage: Eukaryota; Viridiplantae; Streptophyta; Magnoliopsida; Solanales; Convolvulaceae
Source: the annotation of a GenBank genome assembly
UCUCUUAGCAUGAUUGAGGCCUCCUAAUACACUCCCCCUACACCCCAUUCGAACUCCCAAGAUAAGAGAGAAAGAGAGAGCCACAUACUCCAAGGGAGAGGUGAAGAGAGAAGCUGGCCGCAGGACUCGUUUUCCAGAAGAUAGGGCUACUUGUUUGACCCAUAACUUGAGCUUCACUCGUCCAAAUAAGGCGUAUGAUAUACCAAAAGAAAUCUCUCAAGACGAGGAAUCCGUGAAGGUCUGGUUUGCAGAAAUUGGAGUAGUGGAAGGCUUCCAAACCGUCCGAGCAAAACACAACCUCGCAGGAGAGGAUUUAAUCUUCUAAAGAAACGAGUUAACCGGAAAACACCCAUUCUAGGGGCUGUUUUCAUAUCAACGAUUAAGGGUUGAACUAGCACUUUGAGGAGGCUGUUUAACACUCAUAUUUGAGCAAGGAAUUAGUUCCAAAUCCACCUUGACCAAAGCUUUGACCAUUGGACCAAGAAGGGAAAGUUUAAAGCUCAAUUGAGGUUGAGGCUAGAGCUUGCUUCCUGUGCUCGUUGCCCGAGUGAUUUCCCCGGAGAGAAGACUUGAAAUGGACCGUGGUGGCAGGAUUACUAGGAGAAACCCAACUGGCCGUGUACCAGUGGAGACUGGACAGGGCAGUCGAAGGACCUCUAGGGCAUCUAGAGGAGCUGGCCGUGGAGGCCGAUCGCAGACCGUGAGUGACGGUCAUGUCGACACAGAGAGUGAAACCUACUGGUCCUAUGAGGACUCGACUUACCAACCGGAAACCGAGCCGGUCGAGACCCCUUAUGAAGGGGAUGAUGACGAUGUAAGUGAUGAGGAGGAAAAUGGCUCCUUGGCACGGAUUGAGGCGCUACUCCAACAGUAUCACCGUGAGCGUGAAGAGAGGAGGCAACGCCGAAGACGCCGAGCGGGGCAACCUUCGGGCAUGGCUUCAAGAGGAGGAAGUCAUGGUGCAUCUAGAGUCCAUGUGGAACCACAUGGAGGCCAAAAUGAUGGAGGUCCAACCAUAAGGAUCUCCAAAUUUAUCAAAGAAGCAAGGGACUUGGGGUGCAAACCCUUUGAUGGGGCAGGGGACAUUUCAGUUGCAGCACAAUGGAUCAAGAGGCUAAAUGAAGCAGCCCUUGACAUGCAAAUCGCGCCGAAUCUCAAACUGAGAAUUGCGGUAAGAUUGCUCGAGGGGAUGGCAUCCAAGUGGUGGGAUGGAACCAAGAGCAAGUACGGUGAGACCGUCGUUUGGGAGGACUUCCAACGGGAGUUCUUUGCCCAAUAUUAUUCUGAUUUUGAAGUAAACAAGAAGGUGAGGGAAUACACCCUCCUAACCCAAGGGGGUAACAUGACAGUGAAGGAACUUGAGUACAAGUUCCGGGAUCUCGCCGACUACAUACCGGAGUAUGCUUGUGACGAGAACCGAAUGGUAAACCACUUUUGGGAUGCUCUUGACUUGGAGAUACGUGAUAGGGCAACACAAUUGCCUAAUAUGACUUUCGCCCAAGUGGUUGACCAAGCGUUGAAAGGAGAGAAACAAUGGGAAGAAAGGAAGAAGAAAGACACCGAAGAGGCGAAAAAGAGAAAGUGGGAGAGUCAUGGCUCUCAAGGUUCCAACAAGAAGGGGAAUCAUGGGGGAGGACCUUUCCGAGCACCACCGCCACCAUCUAGGGGGAACCAAGGCCCGAGUGGGCAAGGCUCGAGGUCACAAGCCUCAGUGGUAACUCGUUGCAACAAUUGCAAGAAACACCACUCCGGUAAAUGUCGUGACCCCCCUAGAUGUUUCCAAUGUGGGGAUGCCGGACACUUGAAGGCGCAUUGCCCCCAGUUGGGUGGGGCAAGGACAUCAGGACCAAGUAGCGGGGCUGCGGGAAGUAGAAACCAAGCC